Pseudoliparis swirei is the source of this 3082-nucleotide messenger RNA. RefSeq names its product feline leukemia virus subgroup C receptor-related protein 2-like. Gene Ontology annotation, molecular function: heme transmembrane transporter activity; heme binding. The transcript is spliced from 11 exons. Bases 499 to 2007 code for a protein of 502 amino acids. The record is from RefSeq and is a predicted model, not a curated record. NCBI's taxonomy places the organism in Eukaryota, Metazoa, Chordata, Actinopteri, Perciformes, Liparidae. Gene Ontology annotation, cellular component: membrane. Gene Ontology annotation, biological process: heme export; transmembrane transport.
GCUUUUUUUUGGGUAAAAUGAAGGUUGUAGCUUGUUGACAUCACUAUACGAUUACAGAGAGGUGUUGUUUGUGUUUUAACUCCGUUUCGUGAAAGAGCUAUUGAGCCGGGAAGUCCGAAUCUGUGAAUAUCUUUCUAACUUUACUGAACUCCAUACAUGUCCCGUUUCUAGAUUGGUGUGUUGCGUCUCCUGAUGUGACCUCCAGGUGUAACGUGGCAGUUCUAAUCUGGGACACUGGAGUAUAAAGUGCAACACAGAGAGGACUUCCCACAAAACUCAGGUAUUAAACCAAGGAAGUCAGUUCCUUUGAAUGAAGUCCGAGUCUCAGUCAUUCCGGUUCUCAAGCCGACUACUUUUUUAGAUUGUCGCAUGGAACAAAAGUAAUCGUUGGUGUUUUUCUCUCCGUCACUUCUGUAAUUUAAUUAGUAUAUUCAGAUCGUUCUCAUUAUAAAUUAGUGAGUUACACCAAGUGCGCUCGUGUUUAAAGUGAGGCAGACAAUGGAAGAAGAUGCGCGUGCCUCUCCAGAAAGGAGCGUAGGCGAUGCCAAGGACACUGUUCCACAUGUGGGGGCUCCAGGUGCCGCGGAGCCCAUUGAGAGCAGCAGCAUCCCGAACGGAGACAGUGGCUCCGCGGCCACAACGCACUUAUACAAGAAGCGCUGGCUGAUUGUGUUCCUGUUCAGCGCGUACUCCCUGAGCAACGGGUACCAAUGGAUCCAGUACGGCAGCAUCAGCAACAUCAUGAUGAAGUUCUACGGCGUGGACAGCUUCAGCAUCGACUGGCUGGCCAUGGUCUUCAUGCUCACCUACAUCCCCUUCAUCUUCCCGGUCGCCUGGCUCCUACAAAAGAAGGGCCUGCGGGUCACCGCGCUCCUGGCCAACGUGCUGAACCUCGCCGGGACGUGGAUCAAGGUGGCCAGCGCCAAAUCCAACCUGUUCGGGGUGACCAUGCUCGGGCAGUUCAUGAGUGCUCUGUCUCUGGUCUUCAUCCUCGGGAUGCCUUCCAGGAUGGCGUCGGUCUGGUUCGGCACGAGCGAGGUCUCCACCGCCUGCUCUAUUGGAGUUUUGGGGAAUCAGAUGGGUAUCGCCAUUGGGUUCCUGCUCCCUCCCAUCCUCGUGCCUAACGUGGACGAUUUGGACGAGCUGGCGUACCACAUCAGAAUCAUGUUCUACAUCAGUGCGGGAGCGGCCACCGUCCUCUUCAUCCUCGUGAUCAUUUUGUUUCAGGAGAAGCCUGAGCUCCCUCCAAGUCAGGCCCAGGCUCAGGCCAGGAACAUCCCCCCCGAAGAGUACUCGUACACAGCUUCUAUCUGGAACCUGCUGCGCAACAAGCCCUUCAUGCUCCUGGUGGUCAGCUAUGGGCUGAACAUCGGCAGCUUCUAUUCUAUUUCCACGCUGUUGAAUCGGAUGAUCAUUGCACACUACCCUGGUGAAGAGGUGAAUGCUGGGAGAAUUGGUCUGACUAUUGUUGUUGCUGGCAUGGCAGGGUCACUCGUAUGCGGCAUUUGGCUGGACAGGACCAAAACAUACAAACAAACCUGCCUGGCCGUUUACUUCUUCUCUCUGGUUGGGAUGCUCGUCUUCACUUUCACCCUCAACCUGGGCUACCUGUGGGUGGUGUUCGUCACUGCUGGAGUUUUAGGCUUCUUCAUGACCGGAUAUCUGCCUCUGGGCUUUGAGUUUGCAGUCGAGCUCACCUUUCCAGAGUCAGAGGGAACCUCAUCCGGAAUGCUUAACUGUUCAGCUCAGAUCUUUGGAAUCAUUUUCACCAUCUCUCAAGGGAAGAUUAUUGACCGAUGGGGCACUUUGGCAGGGAACAUCUUCCUGUGCAUCUUCCUGCUCAUAGGAACAGCACUGACAGCUUUAAUCAAGUCGGACCUCCGACGACAGAAGGCCAACCUUCAAAAGACUGAGGAGCAGACAGUGAGUCCCACAGGCUCCGUGUCAUCGGUGGUGCAGGACUACGGGGCCACAGCAGGCAAGGUCCUCUGGGAACGGAAGUUCUGACAUAAAUCUGAAAUCUCACUAAAACCAAAACAGACACCUUCCAAGAAAGCGCCGACUGAUGUCGAAGGAGCCGUCUCUCCCCCUGAGGUCCUGAAAGAGGGGAAACUCUGAGGAGGACGGACUCUAAGACACCAUGAGACGCCGUGAAAAGAGAAACACUGCCACGCGCACGCUUCAACGUGCACACAUGGCCGCGGAGAGAAACAGUCUGAGAUGAAGUGUGAGCACAAUGAGAGUGAAUCAUACUGCGCAGCAGGCCUGCUGUACAUCUGAUAUACCGUAUGGUUGAUUCACACUAAUAUCCCAAGUGCACCUUAGUUCACCCUCAACAAAGCACAAGUUAAUCAUGCACAAGGAACCUCGAUGGUUUUCACACUAACUGAUCUUUGUGAAUAUGAAUUUGAUCCAAUGCAAGCCUUUUACAAAUCCUGUUGGUGUAAUGCAACGGCCACUUUAGUGACUCCUACAUUCCUAAACACUUCACCUGAAUUAUUUCCUCACCUUUUAUCUGUUGUUAUAUGCAUCUAAUGAGCAAUAUUUAAAUUUGUUUGUGUAAAUAUUGUGUGUAACUGUUGUUUUCACCUCAACAAGUCAUAUCAUCUCUGCCUGUCCUUCAAAGUUUUACUUUCGUAUACUGCUGAUUAUAACAUACGAUGGAUGCUGUGCAUCUGAGUACUCUUUGGAAGUUCAGUGUUGCCCUUGUUUUACUGUAAGUGAUCUCAGGAACGCAUUUGGUCAUAACUAUCUGGAUAUACACGAGAGUCUGGAACAAGUGUGUUCCUAAUGCUGCGUAGCCUGUGUUCCUGAGACGUGAAGUCCAUGCUGUGUAAUCAGUACAGUUGGUCAUCAUUUACUUGAUGUGUGGUGGCAAGUUGUCUCGUGGCUUCCCGAUUUCAUAAUGAAUGUUGUGUAUGUGAUUUUUAAGAGGCGCUAAUUAUUCUAUCACUGGUAUUUUAGGACAUUGUACAGUGCUGUGAAAGCUCUACAUCCUCAGAUUCUUCUAUUUUGACUGUAUACCUCGUAUUUUCUAUGACACAAAGAACAUGAAGUUAAAGAAAUAAACUAUAAAACAUGA